AUGUUCUCCAAGGCUGCUAUCCUCCUCGCUUGCACUUCUGCGGCUUUUGCCAACGUCUUCAUCACCUCCCCCACGGCUGCGACCACCUUCUCCGGUGGAAGGACCGCUACUAUCAGAUGGCAGGACGAUGGUUCUGCUCCUACCCUUAAGGACUUCGGUCCUGCUCAGAUUUCAAUUUACGUUGGGAAUGCCCUCCAACAGACUCGCCUGCAAACCAUCAACGCGAGCGUCGACGUUUCUACCACCUCUGAGCUCACCUUCACCCCUGAUGCGUCUAUCGGCCCCAACAGCUCCGAAUACUUCAUCCGUGUUGAGUCGCUCGCUCUCAAGGACGCGGCCCAGCCCCAGUUCCCCGCUCUCGCGUUCUCUGCCAAGUUCACUCUGGACAGCAUGACGGGUGUCUUCAGCGCCGACGUUACCAGCCAGAUCAACGGCCAAUCGACCGCGCCCCUAGCCCGCACCUCAACCACUGCCGCCACCACUGCUACCCGCGCAACGACCUCCGCGAGCAGCGUAGCGAGGACAUCUGCGACCUCUGCUGGUGCCUCCGCCACGGCGUCCACCAACGCUGCCGCCGGUCUCACUGGCAAGGCCGGCUGGGCGGGUGCUUUCCUCGGUGCCCUCGUCGGUGUUACCAUGUUCUGA
Messenger RNA from Cyclocybe aegerita, 645 nucleotides. The record is from the annotation of a GenBank genome assembly. Lineage: Eukaryota; Fungi; Basidiomycota; Agaricomycetes; Agaricales; Hemipholiotaceae.